UUUUUCCCCAGAAAUCUUCUCACACUUUCUCCGCAAAUUUCCCGGAAAAAAGCUCUCAGGGUGUGUGUGUAACGGUAACAGAUGGUAAAGAAAAAAGAUGUGGAUUACUAUUGUGGGUUUUCGAGGAAAGGGCUUCAGAGUUUGUGCAAGCAGUAUAGUUUGCCUGCCAAUAGAUCAAGCUUGGAUAUGGCUGAAUCAUUAGCUUCUUUUUUCGAGAAAAAUAGUUUAGGUUUUGGCGUCCCUAGGAUUCAAGAUGGUAUAGCUACAACUUCGACAGCACCAUGGGGUGUGAAAAGAGAUUCUUAUGGUAACGAAUUGAAUAUAGCCAGAGAGGGUUGUUUUCAAAGUAGAGUGGCUAGAGGACCAGGCUUUAUCCUUGGGGAUAGUACACAGUCUCAGGAGCGAAAUGGUGGUUUGAAAUUGAAUGAAAAGGGUCCCAUUCCAAUGGAUCCUCAGCUAGAAAAUAGAAUGAAAGAGGUAGAGAGUGGUGAUAGUCCUAGUUCGUCUUCGUUUGAGUUUCAUGUCAGUAUGGAAGAGGGUAUUAGCCUCUCAGUUGAUCUAAAUUUCAAUCCAUCAGACUGGGUUAACAGCAUGAGAAAUGAGGUCAAUGUAUAUGAUAGCAUGCGUCCAAGGAAACCCCCACAUUCUGAUCUUGGUAUUGAUAAUGUUACAACGUCUAAGAAACAAAAGAGUUCAGAACAAGACAAGGAUGAGCAUGUAAGGAGAGAAUCAUCUACAAGUCCGACAGUGAAAGAAAAUACUCAAGUAUCCUCUGAUCAUCAUUCCAAUGCUGAACGGUCUCUACCAUCAUCUGCUAUACAACCAUGUCUGGUUAACGGGGUUAACUUGUCCGUACCUGAUUCUUCAGGACCUGGCCAGAUUGUAUCAUCUUGUGCUGAAUCCUGUAGCAAAAGCUGCUGUGUGAAUCCAGUUGACUUGGAAUGUGUUGAUCCACCUGGGAAGAAGUUGACAAGUGACUCUGUCAUGGUUGCUGCAGAACAGAAUCAUCAAGCUGGUGAUCUCCUUGUUGAAAAUCCCCAAAAUCCAUCCAUGGAGAGUUUUCAAAAAGUGGGAAACUCAAGUACUGUUCUAUGUCCACGGGGAGCUGGUUCUGAAUUAUCAUCAUCAGAAGCAGAGGCUUAUCCCUCACACGCAAUGUGUUCUCCUCGCAAGACCAGUAUGUCCUCAAAUAUUUCUUCUUCAGAGCUCAUCAUCGAUAGAGACUCCACUAGUUAUUCUGAAUCAUUCAAGUUCCGGUACAAUGGAGUCAAGAACUGUCUGCCACCAGAUAGUGAAGAGCAGGAAAAAAGCGAAGUUUUCAGUGAGCAGGCCAGGUUAGAGUGACUUAUUUGGAUGGUGAAGCAUCCACUGUAUUGUAUAAUACCUGAUGUAGAGAUAGUCAAGAUGGCCUUUUCCUCUGACCAAGUGGUUUCUACUGCUGUUUUUUUUUUGAGGCCAUCAAGUAUAUGGAGAUUCCUUCGAGAGCUUUGGGUCGAAUAUUACUGAAGGUUUUUGCAAAUGACCUAGGGAGAAGUUAGUUUUAGGUCAGUAUGUGAUUCUCUUUGGUUUCGUCCUUUUCGAUUUUCGAGGUUGAAAACACAAUUCUAUGUUUGUUAUACACAUCAUUCACAGACCAUGUUGUUGAAUAGAAGCAAAGUUCUGAGUGUUCUGACUAUAAGGGAAUGAAACAUAUGAGGAUUGUAUAACCACAAAGUUGUGAAGAGCAAAGCUUCUAUUCACACCAGAUGAAGAGUAUCAUCUUGGAUUGAAUGUUGAUAAGUUAGUUAAGGAG
Messenger RNA from Eruca vesicaria subsp. sativa (arugula), 1792 nucleotides. The record is from the annotation of a GenBank genome assembly. Lineage: Eukaryota; Viridiplantae; Streptophyta; Magnoliopsida; Brassicales; Brassicaceae.